Messenger RNA from Hibiscus syriacus, 572 nucleotides. Its product is annotated as N-terminal acetyltransferase A complex auxiliary subunit NAA15-like. The transcript has 4 exons. Gene Ontology annotation, molecular function: protein-N-terminal amino-acid acetyltransferase activity. Gene Ontology annotation, biological process: N-terminal peptidyl-methionine acetylation. Lineage: Eukaryota; Viridiplantae; Streptophyta; Magnoliopsida; Malvales; Malvaceae. The record is from RefSeq and is a predicted model, not a curated record. Gene Ontology annotation, cellular component: cytoplasm. Bases 182 to 469 code for a protein of 95 amino acids.
UAAUCUGGAUGCAUCUUCCGAGUGUUAUUCAUGUUUUGAAGGUAUGAACUUGCUUCUGGUGAAAGCUACUUUCGACAAGGUGAUCUUGGACGGGUCCUGAAGAAAAUUUUUAGCUGUGGAGAAGCACUAUGCUGAUAUUACUGAAGAUCAAUUUGAUUUCCAUUCUUAUUGUUUACGGAAAAUGACACUGCGUGCAUAUGUUGAUAUGCUAAAAUUUCAAGAUCAGUUGCAUUCACAUUCUUAUUUUCACAAAGCAGCAGCCGGUGCCAUCAGGUACUAUUUAAAGUUGUACGAUUCUAGUUUGAACUCGCCAACUGAAUUAGAUGUCAACACUUCAAAGACUACUGAAAAAAAGAACAUGAAGAGGCAGAGGAGGCAGAACGAGCUAAGAAAGUGGCAGAGGAGAAAAAUGAAGGAUCAAGUGCUAGUGGCACGUUUAAGUCUGGGAAACGACACGUUGAACCUAUAGAUCCAGAUCAUUAUGGAGAAAAAUUAUUGAAGACUGGGGAUCCCUUGUCGGAAGCUACUAAGUACUUGAAGUUACUUCAGAAGAACUGACCUGGUUCUUCGGA